Manis pentadactyla (Chinese pangolin) is the source of this 9241-nucleotide messenger RNA. It is a transcript of the gene TMOD2, whose product is annotated as tropomodulin 2. NCBI's taxonomy places the organism in Eukaryota, Metazoa, Chordata, Mammalia, Pholidota, Manidae. The transcript is spliced from 10 exons. The record is from RefSeq and is a predicted model, not a curated record. Gene Ontology annotation, molecular function: tropomyosin binding. Bases 262 to 1317 code for a protein of 351 amino acids. Gene Ontology annotation, biological process: pointed-end actin filament capping; myofibril assembly; muscle contraction. Gene Ontology annotation, cellular component: striated muscle thin filament; myofibril.
CCCGGAACUACGCUUCCCAGCCUGCCCCGCAGCAGCCGCGCACCUCGGCGCCGCGCCCGGCCCGGAGCCGCCUGUUGAUCGCUGCGCUCGCCCCGGCCACGGCGCCGCCCCUGCUCGGCAGACCCCGCUACCUCGGGGCUGACAGAUCGCCGACCCACACUGCCGGCUCCGGGAUGGGCACACAGACGGUAGUACUCUGAAGUCUCAGGAAGCUGGCCCACUUUAAUGCUCAAGGCCCAUGAGAAGGGCAUGUAAGAAGCCAUGGCACUCCCUUUUCAAAAAGAGCUGGAGAAAUACAAGAACAUUGAUGAAGAUGAGCUUCUUGGCAAACUCUCAGAAGAGGAACUGAAACAGUUGGAAAAUGUCCUUGAUGACCUAGAUCCCAAGAGUGCCCUGCUGCCAGCUGGAUUCCGGCAGAAAGACCAGACCCAGAAAGCAGCCACCGGCCCGUUUGACCGUGAGCAUCUGCUCAUGUACCUGGAGAAGGAAGCUUUGGAACAGAAAGACAGGGAAGACUUUGUGCCCUUCACUGGAGAAAAGAAGGGGAGAGUCUUUAUCCCUAAGGAAAAACCCAUAGAAACUCGCAAAGAAGAAAAAGUGACCCUUGACCCAGAACUGGAAGAAGCUUUGGCCAGUGCCUCGGACACUGAACUCUACGAUCUCGCAGCUGUUCUUGGAGUACACAAUUUGCUCAAUAAUCCGAAGUUUAACGAAGAAACAGCCAGUACUGCAGGUGGCAAAGUGCCUGUGAGAAAUGUGGUCAAAGGUGAAAAGGUCAAGCCAAUAUUUGAGGAACCACCCAAUCCCACAAACGUUGAAAUAAGUCUGCAGCAGAUGAAAGCCAAUGAUUCCAGCCUACAGGAAGUCAACCUCAACAACAUCAAGAACAUUCCAAUUCCAACCCUGAAGGAAUUCGCAAAAGCUCUGGAGACCAACACUCACGUUAAGAAGUUCAGCCUGGCUGCAACCCGCAGCAAUGACCCUGUGGCGAUUGCUUUUGCAGAUAUGCUGAAAGUAAAUAAGACCUUGAAAAGUCUAAACAUAGAGUCCAAUUUCAUCACUGGAACUGGGAUCCUGGCCCUGGUAGAGGCGCUGAGAGAAAACGACACCCUGACAGAGAUCAAGAUCGACAACCAGAGACAGCUGCUGGGAACAGCCGUAGAGAUGGAAAUUGCCCAGGUGCUCGAGGAGAAUUCAAGGAUCCUCAAAUUUGGAUAUCAGUUUACCAAACAAGGGCCUCGAACAAGGGUGGCAGCUGCCAUCACAAAGAAUAAUGACCUGGUUCGUAAAAAGCGUGUUGAAGGAGACCGGAGGUAAACUUCUGCAAGAAGUGAACUCUCACCAUGGCAGCCAUUCAAAGACAAGCAAAAAGUCGUCUUCUUCCUCAUCGGGACCAUUCUAUCAAAGGUUGCUCAUCUCUGUUAACUACACAACUAAUAACUUAAUUGUUAUUCUUUUUUAUCACUAUUUAUCUUGGAUUUUUUAAUAUGUAUUGUUGUUGUAUUUGCUUAUGGACACCCCUGGCAGCUUGCACAGUAAGCACCCCUGUGGACUUACACAGAUCUUAGUGGGUGAUAGUAGUCAAAAAUGAUUUAACCACUACCAUGUUGGGCUGUCUUGCUUUCUUACAUGAGCUUUUAUUUUAAAUCACUGCAAGGAAUUUGGUAUGUAAAUGUGUUUGUAAUUGUAGUUAUGAUAGAGGCCUAUCUCUGUUUACAUGCAUAACUUUGAGUUAGGCUAAAUACUUCAGAAGUGUUCUGUGACCACGUAAUAAGUCAGUAUUGCCAAUCUUUCACUGGGUGAGAAAAUGUGACCAAUUUAGCACAAAUUCUCCCUUAGUUCUAGAAGAGUCACUAAAUGCACAUGCCCCACGGAUUGAAGAUAUGUUGUGUCAUCUUCAUAAAAGUGAGACAUCAUUAUGACACUUUAACACAGCAUUAGCAAAUAACUAUAAAAUAUUAACCCACAAAUAUACCUUCAAGCUAGACUAAACUAGGUGGCAAAAUUAAUUAGUACACCUGCCUUUACUGAUUAUUCAACAUAAACUUGAUCUUUAAAAUGACUUUAAUGGAUAAGAUUUUUCAAAACUGUUUUAAAGUUUUCCAGACAUGAUGGGAAAUUUUUAAAUUUUAGUAAGAGGGCAGCUUUUUAAACAGUAAUAAAAUAAAAUUAUUUAAAAAAAACUCUAAUAAUUGCACCUUAAUCAAGAUUGUCUGAUAUGUAUGAUUGCAUCACUUUGGCAAAUUUUAGCAUUUAUUGCUUUAUCUUUAGUAUAACAAGAUCACAGAGUGAAAUGCAAACACUCAAAUUAUUUACACAGAUUUUUGUCCACAUGUUGUGAUCCAUCCAGACAUUUGCAAGCAUCAAGAAAAAUGUGAAUUAUCACUUAUCCAGAUGUUUGUCAUCUCAAGGACAAAGCCUGUGUCAGUACAAGUCAGAUGAUUGCAUGGCAGUAUUACUCACAUUUAGCAGUGCAAUAGGGUCAUGCUGAACUGAGGGGACAUGUCACUGCAGCCUUUGGCCCAAGCUCACAAGUCUUUGAUAACUGUCAGUGCCCAAAGCUGUAAUUGGUGGCACUCUGACACUGCCUCAGGCACCUCCCCCUUCCUCCUUUCUCUCCUCCCUUCCUUCCAGCUCAUUCUCUUUUUUCUUCUUUUCUCUGAAAAUUUGAAUCUUGUAAAGGUGACAUGCCUUGUGCUGGUGACACUGGAGCUGAAAAGAUUGCUUACUUAGGUAGAAGGUGGACCCAAACCGGAAUUCGUUUAUUAAUCAAGUGUUCCUGAGUUGCUUCUAGUUAUCUUCUAAAACACAUGGAAACUAUUUAGGUAGAUAGCCUUUAAAAAAUCGGACAUUUACCUUUAUUAUAAGUACCCACACCUGUAUCUCUAAAUUCCUUUCAAACAUCUUUUUCUUGAAAAUAUUUAACUUUUUUUUUUGAGGUAAUAAUGAGAACAUGUUGACAUGUUUGGAACCCUAAAAAUCCUUUAGUUUUCUACUACAUCUCCCUAUAUAUAUAUAUAUAAAACAUAGUAAAUAUUAUUUGAUGGUUUCCAGUCUGAUUUUUUCUUCUCCCCUACUUAUUUAGGUGUGGGAUGUUGGAGCCAAUACCUACAGACUUACCGAUUAUUAAAUUUUCAAGAAUUUUGCAAACUGGUUGUUAAACAGCCAUUAUUAAAAACUAAAUGACAUGAACUUACAAUUAAAUAAAUUACAUUAAAAACAAAAUACUCAAAAUAUAUUUUAGUAUUUCCUCUACUCUUGAGAUUAUAAUAUCUAGUGUGUCUAUAUGACAGAAAUACUAUGUAAUAGCAUACUAGUAUAUAUCUCUUCCCAACUCAGAACGUCUCUCUAACUCAGAAGUUCAGUACUUCCUGUGGGUAUUUAAAAUUGGCCCAUGGGAAUUAGGCACCUAUUACAAAUCAGGGCAUGGAGAUUACAUAUUGCAUAUUACACAUAUUACAGAUAAACACAUAUUACAAAAUUGGCCAUGGAAAUUAGGCACAUAUUACUCUUCCCCAGAUUGCUGGUUGAUAAAUAUUCACCAGCACACCAGGAGUUGAAAUGUGCACCCUUCUGUUUUUGUAUACAUAUGUCCUGGUUAUCAUGUUGCAAAAGGGAAGAACAUUUGUCUUAGGUGUUUUUCUCCUAUCCCUUUAGAUUUGUUACACAUAUACAUACAUAAGUGCUAAGUCCCUGACAUGCCCACCAAGUAAGUCUUUCCCUCUUCUCAUUCUCUCUCUUUAUUGCCUUCACUCCUAAGAAAUCUUGGAUCCUACAGAGUAUUUCCUGCAGCUCCAAGGUGCUGGGGACUCAAGACUAAAGCAGUUUCUAACCAACCCUGGCAGAAAGCAAGAAAAACAAAAUCAGAAUUUGACAGUGAUUGUGCCACAGUUGUUGAUAGUAUUAAAGCAAGAUAAUGAAAUAUUAUCAAAAUUUAGCACUGUUUUUAGCUUGAAAGAUAGUUGAAUCACAUGUAAUAGAGUCUGUGAAAUCAAAUAUUUAUUAUUAAUGAGUUUAUCUAAUUUCCUGUGGUUUUUAAGUAGCUUGAAAGGUGACAUUUCUGUGAGUAUUCACAUAUUUACAUAUAAAAUAACUAUUAGAAGAUAAAUGUACAUUUUUGGGAGCCUAUAAAUCAUUUAAUUAGCCUAGGAUAUUUCCCCAUCUGCCCAAAGUGUGUAAGUAGAAGCCCUUUCUUGAUCCUGAGCAUGAUUAAUCCCUUACCAUCUAUCAUGAUGAGGCAUAAUGUAUAUAAAAUAUUUUUGUAAGUAUGCAUUUUGCCAAAUAUUAUGUCAAGAUAUUUGGCAACAUCUGGACAACUGAUUGAAGGGAGAUAAUCUCUCCCCAGACCACCUCCCUUCCCCUUGUAGACUUGUACAGGCCCACACUAAGUGUAAAAUCAUUCACCUGGACUUGCAGGCUCAUAGCACCACUAUCUAUCAAAGCAUAUGUGGAUGAUGACUUUAAGGAGAUAAUUUUAGGAGUCUAGAGAUCAUAUCAUUAGUCCAGCACUACAUCUCUCCAUCUACCUAAAGUUUAUAAUGGAAGGUGUUUUAUCCUCAUUAGCAUGAUUAAAUCCCUUCUUUUAAUCUUGGUAAGGUAUAAUGUAAAUAAAUGUGUGUGUGUGUGUGUGUGGCCAAAUAUCUAAUGAGGUAUGUGGCUACAUCUGGACCACUGAUUGAAGGGAGAUGCUUUCUCCCAGCUCCAUUUCCCAUUUCCUUUUUAGAGUUGCUUCAGGCCCAGGCUAAAUGUGAAAUCAUUCCCUGGAGUUGUAGCUUCAGUCACCACCCACCAAAUUUCACAGCAUGUAUAGAAGAUAACUUUUAGAGAAUACGUAUUAGAAGCCUGGAAAUCAUUUCACUGCUUAGGCACCAAAUCUCUCCAUAUACCUAAAGGGUGCAAAUGGAACCACUUUCAUCUUCAUCAACACAAUUAAGCCCCUUCCUUCCAUCAUUGUAGGGUACAUUGUACAUAAAUAUUUUGUACUGAAAUAUCACCAAAUACUGCAAGUGGUAUUUGGCUAAACCUGGACAACAGAUUGAAGGGGUGCUGUCUCACGGGCCCUCUUCCUUUACCCCUCUGAGAGUUGCUAUGGGCCUGGGUUAGAGAGAGAAUCACUAACCUGGAGGGGCUCAUGCAGCUCACCCAUCUCAGGGCAUACAGUUCAUCUGACGAUAAAAGCCCAUCCAGCUCCAUUUAAAAACUCAGAAAUCAUACCAAUGCCUAUACUCCUCAGAAAAAUCAUCCUAAGGGAAGCCUGGCAUACCAAGCCAAAAGAACAGCUGCUUCUCUUCCAGACACACGUGGCCCCUGGCAGGGCACCAGCGUUAGGGAAACCAGUGUGUUCUGAAUAACUGCCAUGAGAACAUUUCAGACACUCAGACUUGAAACCAAGUUAAGCGUCAGCAUGCUUUCAAUGUAAGAUAGCCCUUUAAAUUAAAAAGGAGUUUGCAGCUAUUUCCUUUUCCAUAGAUACACUGUACUUAGCCCUCUCCUAGGCACUGUGAAGGAGCCAGGAAGUAUAAGAAUUUGGGAUUAAUAUAAUUUGAUAUGUGUUUCUGGAUCUGAGGGUAGAGCACCUUUUUUGCAAAGUGUUACCAUCUUAAGUUCAAGUAUGGAUAGCAUCAGCAGAAAUGGGAAGGCUGCAGUAAGUUGUGAAUACUGGGUUCUGUGGUAUGUACCUAUACUUAGUUGGAACUGUUUCUGGAGUUGGGUUUUCAAUCAUGAUCCUGAAGCCUUCUUCCUCUUUUCCACUAAUGAUGCAAUAGUAACUAUUUUCCUUUUAGUGAACAGAGAAUUAGAGGAAAUGUUUUAGCUCUGCCUUCCAGUAGCAGCUUCCUUUUAUUUCCUCCCACUUCCCCGCCACACCCAGCCAUCCUCAAAGGUAGAGGACUGAGACAUGCAAAAAAAACAUGUGAGAGUGCUUGGAAGCAUCAGCCUGAGCCUUCUGGAUUAAAAUCACCAUGUGAAAAUCAUGGCCAGGCCUCCCAGUAACAAGCUGGAGAGAGAAAAGUACCCGGAACUUCAAGGGUCUAUUCAUUGUUUUCUUGCUCCCAACUCUAGAUCAGAUUGGACUUUGUUUUAUUGUUUAGGAUUUUAGUAAAGUGGAAGGGCUAAGAGGUGGGGAAGGAAGAUGGGAGUUAAAAUUUUUAACUUGCUCAAGAGCAGAAGUAAGCUCUGCUCGGUUUACCCCUUUAUUUUCUGCCCACACAACAACGAUUAAGCAUUCAGUAGGUGGAUGGAGUUAUUCCAGGGUUUAAAUUGGUUACCUGCCUCUGGGUACUGCUCUAGGAAGGCCAUACACUUACCAGACAUUAUCUCAGUUUUGUGACGCAUCAUUGACUUGGGGGAGAGUGAAGGAGACUAGACUCUUCUCUGACAUCUUCCAUGAUAGUCAUUCUGAGCACAUUGGUUUUGCUAGUUUGCAUGGUGGAAGGGCACCAUACCAACAGAUCUGGACACUGACUCCUAAUCCCAUCACCAACACUUAGCAGGUAUAUGAUCAUGGGCAAUUCAUUCAAUUGCCUGAUAAUUAUAGACUAUUUAGGGGGAAGAGCACUGGAUUUAGAGUCAAGAAACCUGGACAUUUGGCUCCAUGCUUUCUUAGCUGGGUGACUUUGGGGCCAAGCCACUUAGUCUCUCGAGCCUAAGGUUCUUCAGCUAUAUUAUAAUGGGAAUAGUAUCUUCACUAACUACCUCACAGAAUUGUGGUAAGAAUAUAAUCAGAUAAUGGGAUGAAAACACUAAACUGGAAAGGGCUACACAAAAGUGGGAGAUCGUCUUCCUUAUCUAGUCACUAAUGUUUUCCACUGCCUCUUGAAUCUGUUUUAUUUUCUUCUGAUCAACAAUUACAUCUUCCACAUCAUUUCAAGUAUGGGGAAUUGAUCGAAGCAUGGUAUGGCGUAGGGGACUGGAAUUAUUUUGCUUUCCACAUAGAGGCAGGAGAGGUGGUUGAUGGGGGUCCAGGGGGUGUUAUAUACCAGUGGUGUAUGCGGAAGGGCAUUUUCUGGGGUAACUUUGACAGUAACUUGGUAUGUGGUUAGGACCCUUGCGAAGAGCCUAAGGCUGGACACAAAGGGGAAGCCAACAGUGGUUAAGAAUGAGGACCUGGGGCACUGCUGCCAUCCUGUCAAGCUGUUACCACUCAGGGAGUAAGAUGGGCUGUGACUUGAGGUGUGACACGAAGACUGUCCUUAGUGCUCCAGCAACUACCUAACAAGCCCGAGCCCUCAUAGCAAAGCAGGGAGUGUCACUUGUGAGAUCAGCUCUCCCUGGCAGCAGCUGCCUUGUUAUCACCAGCAACGUUCACCCUAGUUGGUAUUUUUCUGCUAAAAAGGAUUAAAACAUGGCCUCACAGGACUUUCCUAAGCACUAAGAGGCAGGAACUAUCUCAUCAUUCUCUGUGUCUUCAGUAGCAUCUAGUAAGAUGCCUUGUACAUAAUAGGUGCUUAAUAAAUGUUGCUUAAAUUGAAUUAUCCUCCAACCCUACCAGGACCCAUUUGCCACCUGUGAUAUCUUUGGAAAAUAAUACUGAUUUGGAUGUCAGCUAUAUGUGACUUUGGGCAAAACUUGCGAUCUAUCUUGUCAUCAUUUUGUCUGUAAAAUGAAGUGGGUGGAUUAGAUGCUUCCUAAGGCCCCUUCCAGCUCCCAGAUGUUACAAUCCUGUGACUCUAAGCUGUUGCCAUUGCCUCUGAACGUGGGUUAGUGAUGCCUCCUUUGUAGCUCCCUCUCUCUUCAGAAGGCUUUGUUUAGAGGAAGAGGCCUGGAUAUUGCACAAGCAGAGUUACCUGUUCCUCUUUCAGCUCUUUUUCUGUCUUCAAAAUAGUUCUGCAGGAGCAGCCUUUUCUGAAAGGAUAUUUUUAAAAAUAUUUUUCUCCUCAGAAUUGAUGGAGAAGGAGAGGAGGAAAUGCAAAGAAGGAAACUGAGCACAGUAAACACAGCAUGCUUUUUAUAGGCUUUCAUUUAAAGUGUGUGUGUGUGCAUGCAAGUGGGCACGUACACAUAUGUUUCUGAGCAUAAAACAGAGGGAAGCCAAUCAGAAGUACACUGUGCAAUUGAGAAAAGCUGGCCCAGGAUUAAAAAUUUCCCAUGUAGAUAAAUAGAAAUUGGUCAUAUGUUGAAAUGAGAUGGAUAGAAACGUACUCUUUAAGGACAUUUUAUUUUAGUACCAAACAUUGCCAGCAACAAUCUUCAGUUAAGAAAUAAAUUAUUCCAGCCUAAAAUUAUUAUCUCUACCACUUUGGUUUUUAAAAAAACCACUAUAUUCAUGGAAUAACAUCUGUAUUUAAUUAAACCUUUAUCUUAUUAAAUCUGUUUCUUCUAUUCAAGGAAAACAAAUAAGCAGCAUUUUUCUUUGCAUUUUAGAAUGUAAAAUACUUGCAUGCCACCAGUGUGUAAUAUUUUACCAGUUCCGGUGCCUGUAAUGUGUGACCUUAAGUGUACCUGUAUUGUUUUGAGGAGAACGAAGGAAAUAACACUUUGUAAACUGUUUAAACUUAUAUUGGCAACAUUUGGUUAAACAGUUAUUGAAAUAACUGCAUUGUUUCAUUUUUCAUUUUGAAACUUUUCAAUAAAGGUAGACAUUUAUUGUAUUAGGGAAUUAAAGAGCAAUUUGCCUUUUAAAUGUGAAAUUGAGCAUUGUAUGGGGGGAAAUCUAUGACAAAGCAAAAUGUAUGAAGCAUGAAAUACUUUUAUCCUGGCAAUAAAUAAACAUCCCAGUUGGCACAAAUAGGUGCAAUGUUUGACACUUUGGAAUUAGCCAGCCAGAUCUAAUGCUAAGCUAAAUGUAUGCUGUUUUAAUCAAUUAACAUCUUUCUGCUUUUAAAGAUACAAUGCAUUCAUUUAUGUCUGGAAUAAAAAUUCCAAAUGAAAAUGUGCAGAGCAUUAGGAAUUAAUAAACUGUCCUUUUAAAAUGAAAGUAAAGACCGAUUUAAUCUGGCUAAUUUUUAGACACAUUGUUUCUUUAAAAUAAAUGGCGGGCACCAUAUUCUCAUAUUAGACAAGCACAUUUGCAGAAAGGACUAAAACUUGCUCUUAUUAUUAAAAAGAUAAGAAGUAGAUAGACAACUAGAAGCAGCCAUAGGGAAAAAGGGGAUCUCAUUAUUAAAACAGAAGUGCACACAUUCUGCUAAACAGUUAAAAUUUGUUAGAAUAAAUAGGAGCAGAAAUACAGAUAAAUGGGUUAAGUAUUUACCUUGAAUUUUUUAUAUUAACUUUGGAUUUACUUUUUUAAAGCUAUGCUGGA